UUCAAUGAGCCGCCAUGUUAGGAAGCCAACCCCUCUUUCAUUCGGCCGGGAGAAGGUAGAACGUACUUUCAGGAUAGUUUUUGGAAGUACUCGUUCUUGUUGAUCACUCGAAUCCAAGCUGAUACACUCCCAUAAGCGGCAUCUAGGUUUGGUUUGGUUCCCGUCUUUCGUCUUCGUCUCUCUUUAGAAUGGCGACCCCGACUGCAACUCCUACCGGCCACAGAAGCACGUGCAGCAGCGGCACACCGCUCAGUCCGACCAGGAUAACCAGACUGCAGGAGAAACAACAGCUCCGGGAUCUGAACGACCGCCUGGCUGUUUAUAUCGACAAAGUCCGCAGUUUAGAGUCUGAAAAUGACGUACUCCACCGGAAGAUUAGCGAGAAGGAAGAAGUGAGGAGUCGGGAGUUAAGUGGCCUGAAAGCCCUGUAUGAGACUGAGCUAGCCGACGCCAGAAGGAGUUUGGAUGACACCUCCAAGGAGCGGGCCUGGCUACAGAUUGAGCUGGGAAAGAUCAAAUCUGACCAUGAGCAGCUUCUACAAAACUACAACAAGAAGGACUCUGAGGGAGCAGCAGCACAGGCCAGGCUGAGGGACUUGGAAGCUCAGCUUAACUCUAAGGAGGCCAUUCUGACUACUGCCCUCUCUGAAAAGAGGGGCCUGGAAGCCACACUAGCAGACCUGGGGGAACAGCUGCAGGAGCUUGAUAUAGGUCUUGCCCAGGCCAAGAAACAACUAGCAGAUGAGAUGCUCCUGCGCAUUGACUUGGAAAAUCGGUGCCAGAGUCUGACUGAAGAAAUGGACUUCCGUAAGAGCAUGCAUGAAGAGGAAGUGAAGGAGGCUCGGCAACGGUACGAGACCCGACUGGUGGAGGUGGAUUCUGGACGUAAGGAAGAGUAUGAAUAUAAACUGACUCAGGCCCUGGCUGACAUGAGGGCUCAGAAUGAGGAGCAGAUCAAGAUCUACAAGGACAACAUGGAGAGCACAUACGUGGUCAAACUUGAAGACCUGCAUCGCUUAUCUGAGAUGAACGGAGCGUCGGCGAACAUGGCCCGAGAGGAGCUCAGAGAGUCAGCCCUGAGGAUUGAGAGCCUCACUGCCCAGUUGGCAGGACUGCAGAAGGAGACUCGUGGUUGGCGUGAUCGCAUAUCGGAGCUGGAGGCAGCGCUGGCACAAGAGAAAAGCACAAAUCGCAAGUUGCUGGCAGACAAAGACCGUGAGGUGGCUGAGAUCCAAGCCAAGAUGCAGGAACAGCUGAAUGAGUAUGAGCAGCUGCUGGACGUUAAACUAGCUAUGGACAUGGAGAUAAAUGCCUAUCGCACGCUUUUGGAGGGAGAAGAAGAAAGACUGAAUCUGUCUCCCAGCCCUUCAUCUCGUGUCACAGUGUCUCGAGCCUCUUCCAGCAGUCGCAGUGUGCGGACCACACAGGGGAAGAGGAAGCGUGUUGAUGUGGAAGAACAGGAAGCCAGCAGCUCAGUGUCCAUUGCUCACUCUGCUUCAGCCACAGGACCCAUCUGCAUCGACGAGAUCGACACUGAUGGCAAGUUCAUCUGUCUUCACAACAGCGGAGAUGUGGACCAGGCCAUGGUGGGCUAUGAGAUGAUUAAGACCACUGGAAAUACUACAGCCACCUACAAGUUUACACCCAAAUAUGUCUUGAAGGCUGGACAGAAAGUCAUGAUUUGGGCAUGUGAUGCUGGUGUUAGCCCCAAACCUCCUGCAGACCUGGUGUGGAAGAACCAGUCCUCCUGGGGUUCAGGGGAGGAUGUCCAUGUGGCGCUAAUCAACCCUCAGGGAGAAGAGGUGGCGAAAAGAACUACUACAUACAAGACAGGAGAAGAGCAGGGUGAGGAAGAUGAUAAUGAAGUCGAGGCCACUGAGGAACAUCGCUUCUACCAGCAGGGAGAACCUCGCACUGCCAAGGGAAGCUGCCCCAUCAUGUGAUCCAUCUGCAUUAACCAGCCACCACCUCCUCCUCUGAGCCCAGCCAGUCUGCUGCCAACUGUAAACCCGAAAUAUUUUUCUAUCUUUUGUAGUAUUUUAGCAAAAUGUAUGAUUUUGAUUUUUUUUUUUCUAUCGCUUUUUCAAUAAAAUAAAAUAAAGAAAAAAAUAACAUGGUUAUUGAACAAAUUGGUAUUGGUAGGUUAUAAGCUUUUCUUUCUUGAAACCAAGUAGCAAUAUCUUCAAGAAAACCGUGAGUCAUGUACUGUCAUAUUUUCUGUUAUUUUUAAUAUUUUUUUUAUUAUUAUUAUUAAUGAUGAUAAUAUAUGUUAGGUCUCUAGAGUUCUGAGAGGAGCCACAAGAUUUCAGAAAUUAUUUUAGAUCAGUGUUUGAAUUAGGUAAAUCGUACUAUAUGAGUAAACGAAAAGUCAAGACAGACAAGUACAUUAAAAGCUGUGUGGUAACAGGAGUUAACGUAAUGCAUGACUUCCUAACAGCAGUCUGGACCUGGACAUGACACAAUGUUACAAUAACAAGGAAUUCUCUGUUCAGUGUUGAGUACAUCAGAAAAAACUCAAAAUACCUUGAUUGUAUUCAUGAGGAAGUCAGAGGACAGUCUGUCGCAGUUGUUGAGUUACCUGAAGACCCCUGCGUAAAGUGUAGGAUUCAGAAUUAGCUUUGGCAAUUCCUGGUGGUAAUAACUACCAUCUAGUAAAAGAUCUGAUCUGAGAAAAGCCAAAAGGAACGGUACAAGUUUUCAACAGGCCAUCUAAUUUUCUUGGGAAUUGCGAAAAUUUCACUGUCAACACACAUAGGUCUUGAAUGUGAUGUGCACUCUUGAGUUUUUCUUUGCUGACUUUUACACCACUAAUGAAGUGUUGAUUGUAUUAACUUUUGAUAUUUGAGGUGUUUGAAGUUCUUUUUGUGUUUGUGUGUUACGAUGCAUGCUACGACUGUAAUCUUUAUAGUGACUGAUUAAAUGUUUUCUUGCACUCA
Messenger RNA from Amphiprion ocellaris (clown anemonefish), 2936 nucleotides. It is a transcript of the gene lmnb1, whose product is annotated as lamin B1. The transcript is spliced from 11 exons. NCBI's taxonomy places the organism in Eukaryota, Metazoa, Chordata, Actinopteri, Pomacentridae. Bases 189 to 1943 code for a protein of 584 amino acids. The record is from RefSeq and is a predicted model, not a curated record.